CGAUCAAAUCAAUCAAAACAAAACAGUAAAAAGUGAAAUUAAAGAAUUAUCAGAAUUAUCUAUGAAAAGCUGUGUUAAUUAAGUGGUCAAUAAGUAGACAUGUUUAAUAAAGAAGUUCAGCUAGCUAUAAGCCUGUUUGAGGCUAUUGACGAUGUGAAUUUAAGCAACAUAAUCGUUCUGCUUGAAAAGUACAAUGCAGAUCCAAAUGUCAUCAUACCAAAGCUCAAGAUUGCUCCAAUUCACUUUGCUGUUGGAUUUGAGGAUGAUAAAUUUGCUGAGAAAGUCACGGAAUUGUUUAUAAAGAAAAAAGCAGAUCCAAAUUUAUUCAGCGAAUGUCCAGAAUCAAGACUGACUCCUCUGCAUAUAGCAUGCAUCUAUGGACGUAAUAAUAUAGUUAAAAUGCUCCUUAAUCAUAGCGGUGAUGUUAGUCUUAAAUGUAACGAAGGACAUUCAGCCAUUCAAUAUGCGAUCCAGGAAAAUCAUUAUGAAGUAAUUAACAUAAUUAAGAAGCAUAUAUUUGAGGAGAAAAUUGAGAGGAAGAAGAAAGAAGCAUUAAGAUCACACAAAUUAGAAGUGCCAAAGACUCCAGUCAAGAAUGAAUUAUUUAAUGAUGGUACACCAGUUAAAAAUGCCGUAACUAAUGCAAUUCAGAAUAUUGAACAUGGAAAGUUCACACCAAAUCGAAUAAACUAUAAUUUUGAUGCCACAUCUCCAUAUUUUAUUAAUAUUACUCACAGAAGACAUAAAACAUCCAGAAGUUAUAAUGAUUGUUCAUUGGAACUUGUUGAAAAUGAGGAAGUUCACAAUGAACAAAAGAAUCUAUUCGAGUUGACAGAAGAGAAUGUUAAGGCAUUUAGUAAGCUCAUGCAUAAUCCAAUCGUAAUUGAACGUAUAGCAAUUCAUAAAAGAAAAAGCUACAUAGCAGCAUGGCGUGACAAAAUCCAGCAAAUCCAAAAGGAUAAUACAGUUGAUUAUAGUUAUAUUAAUUAUCUCAACAGCUGCAAUGAUGUGACAUUAUUGAAUAAGAGUAACUCUUCAGACGAAACGACUAGAUAUGAAGCUGCAUCAUCCAGUGACUCGUUUAUGACAGCCAACAGUGAUCUCAGUAGACAUAAUAAUGCAAUGAUUGACCUCUUACCACUAAAGUCUUCCGAUUAUAUUGAAAAUUAUGAAGAGGAUUAUAUCCAUUCGGAUGCUGAGAAUGGAAUCGUACUUUAUGAAAAGAAAAUAAUCAGUAAAAGUCGUGAAAACUUGAAUAGAAUUCAUAAUUGUGCAAUAAGUGACUCAAGUCUGUCAACAAUUGUGACAAUUCCGCCUUUAGACUACGACACAGACACACUUAGAAAGGAGUUGAAGAAUUUCGGUGAUAAUCCAGGUCCAAUAACAAAAAGUACAAAGAAAUUGUACUUAAAAAAAUUAGUCAAAUUUAAGAAAUAUCCAAAUCGUCUUGGCAUCGUUCCUGCAGAUAAUUCACAAAUAACAUAUCCAUUAGAACUCCAACGAACUGUAACAAAUUAUGAUUAUCUCGAACAAAAUAUCACAGAGUAUUUGAAGCUUGAAGAGCGGAUGGUUAAGCACUUCUCAGAGAAGAAUCAUUUAAAGUGGCGAGAAGGCAAUUCAAAGACUUCAUUUGUCUACCUUUUGCUCGACCCAAGAAUUACAAGUAAUAUGUCCAUUCAUCAGAAGCAAUUGAGCAAAUCGGAAUUAUGGCAGAAAUUCUUGAAUGCAAUAUUUUAUGUUGGAAAAGGCAAGAGCGUUCGACCUUACAGUCACUUAUAUGAUGCUAUAAAAAUCUAUUCUCGAGAUGCUGAGAUUAAUGACUUUCAGAAAUAUGACCAGCAGAAAUUUGACAAGAUGAAUAAAAUGUGUGAAAGUAAGAAAUUGAAAAGGAUUAUUGAAAUUUGGAAGGAGAACUACGGCGUUGUGUGUCUACAUAUAUUUCAUAAUGUUAUGCCAUCGGAAGCGUAUAGUCGAGAAGCAUGCAUUAUUGAGGCUUUGGGAAUGCAUAAUGUUACAAAUUUAAAGAAAGGAGAUUAUUAUGGCGCAGCAACUGCUUAUACGGUAAGGAAAAUUGACCAAUAUCUCGGUCUUGGGUGGGCCAAUAGCACUAAAUUAUCAAUUUUUUUUUUAAAUUAACAGAUGAGAGAAAAACGUCAAAUGGGAAUCGCAUUGCUCCACAGAGCUAUGCAUGUCUAUCUUGCCGAAGGAGAGUCUCAAAUGAAACCUGAUGACUUUUAAACAGAAUUAAUUAUGAAAAUGUGAUCUUUUAAUUAUAUUUUUUUUAAGGUAACAUGAGCUUUAUUGAAAUGUUUCUAAUAAAAAAGAAAUUUAUUUUAUUUGAUAUCUAUGAUAUAA
Messenger RNA from Chironomus riparius, 2355 nucleotides. The record is from the annotation of a GenBank genome assembly. Lineage: Eukaryota; Metazoa; Arthropoda; Insecta; Diptera; Chironomidae.